UCGUUCCACGCUAAAUUCCAUGUGCCGUCUGAUGAUGAUUGAUGCGUAUGCGUUUUUUUCCAUCCUUCUCUUGUUUAUUUCUCUCUGCGUCAAUCCUGCCGAUUGUUCAUUAGAUUCUCCUCUCCAAGUCAAUGUCCGUGCUUCUCUCUCUCUCUCUCUCCUCUUCGGGCCUUCUCUCUUCAGUUUGGCCAUUUUGGACCUCGCACGAGCUAAUCUCCUACUCUAUGACUGUACACGCCUCACCAAAGUGCAGGGAGAACUGUUCAUCCAUGCAUGUUCUCAGCUCAGGGGUGGCACAAUAAACAGAGGCUGACACAGCAAUUCACAGGUUCACAGCUGCGGCGCCGAUUUUACGUGCACGCAGCAAGCUUUGGGAUGGAGUUAUGCGAUUGGGCGGCUCUUAACUAUGCUUUCCUCCUCACCACCAUCUGUCUGCUCUGUGCCUCUGUCCCCCCUUUCCCAUUUAUUUUUUUACCUUUUUCAUGGAGCCGAGGAGGAGGAAGCGGCCAAGUUUUCAAAUCACGGCCGCAUGUGACCGUGACUGUUCGCGGAUAGCUCCAUGCGCAAGGGGUGUCUGUCCCGUUCUUGAGCUCGGAGCCAAGGACGACAGGCAGGUCCACUUGCUGCCUAACCCGCAUCUGUAAAGCAAAGCGCGCCCCGCGCCUCCGCCCCAUCUCGCACUCUGCCCGGCCUUUUGAUUCCCGCCCGUGCUUGCCUGCGGUGGUGGAGGAGGAGAAUAGUAUUAUGCUAAGCUAAUGCCGCGGCCCCUUUCGUCGGCUCCAGUCCCGGCUCGGCGUUGCUCCUCCCCUCCAUUCCCUGUCGGCCUCUUGCGCUUUCCGGCCUCGGAUUCUUUGUCGUGUGCGCCCCCUCCGUUGCAUCUCGCUGCUUCUCCUUCUUCUUCGCUUUGCAUCUGAGUUGAGCUGGAGCAUCGAUCCCGUCCGCCUCGUCCUCCCCGACGCGGCUUCGGCUGGACUCCACCGCGCUCUUUAGUUCGGUUUCCCCGUCAGAGCUUCCAACCUGUUCUACUCGGUUUAGAUUUUGGAGCUAGAGUUUCCAAAGCAAAAGCUUUCCUUUUUUUUCCCUCCCUCCCCUUUGCAUUUGGCAUGAGGGGAAACGCUGCGGUUUCGCCCCUUUUCUGAGCAUGCUGUCCUUGAACAAAAUGCAUUUUCUCAAGCUAUAUUCCAGCAGCAACAGCUCCAGGAAUGGCUCCUUGGAACACCCCACCCGGACGUCCUCCCUGGGCGGUAACAAGGCCGGCCGGACGGCGAGGAUGGCCGAGUCGCCCACCGGCCUCAGCCCCAAGGUCGACCGCCGCACGGCGGUGAGCGCCGAGAGAGAGAAAAGGAGGCCACCGACGACGAAGCUAUCGGAGCUGGAGUCCCAGCUGUCGCAGCUGCAAGACGAGCUCAAGAAGGCCAAGGAGCAGCUCCAUUCCUCCGAGCUCUCCAGGAAGCGGGCCCUGCAGGAGGUGGACGACGCCAAGGCGCAGGCCGCCGCGGCGUCCGCGCAGGCGCGCGACACCGAGGCUCAGCUCGCCGAGCUCUCGUCGGCCGAGGAGUCCCGCCUCCUGGAGCUGCGUCGUCUGUCGCAGGAGCGCGACCGCUCGUGGCAGUCGGAGCUGGAGGCCAUGCAGAAGCAGCACGCCGCGGACUCGACCGCGCUUGCCGCGGCGAUGGGCGAGGUGCACCGCCUCCGCGUCCAGCUCGCCGCCACGGCGCGCGCCGACCGCCGGCAGGACGUGGUGGAGGCGCUGGCCACCAUCAACGAGCUCAGGGCCAAGCUCAAGGCAAGCGAGGAGGCCGAGGCGCAGGCGCGCGCGAUGCACGAGGAGUGCAAGCAGCAGCUGGAGGCGAGCCGGGCCACCAUCGAUUCGCUGCUCACCGACGGGUCCAAGCUGAUGGACUCGUUCAGCCUCGUGGUGAAGGAGCUCGAGGAGUCGCGUGCCACGGUCAAGGCUCUUGAGGACGAGAUCGCGGAGACGUCGUCGAAGGCCGCAAGCGACCGCUGCAACUGCUCGGGCUCGGAGUCGGAGGCCGCCGAGCUGAGGGCGGAGCUGGAGGCCGCGGAGGAGAGGUACCAAGAAGAGAAGAUCCUUAGCACCGUCGAGACGCAGUGCGCGUACGAGCUCAUGGACCAGAUAAAGACAGAGUCCGACCUGCGGCACGGCAAGCUUGCGGCGGCGCUCGAGGGCGCCAAAUCCGAGGUCAUCUUCCUCAAGGCGAGCCUGUUCGACAAGGAAUCCGAGCUACGGAGCGCCCUGGACGCGAACAGGAAGCUACAAGCGGAGGCGAGAACGGACGGCUCGGCCGACGCGCUGAAGCAGCAGCUGCAGGGCGCGCUGCACGAGAACGGGCUGCUGAAGCAGGAGCUGCAUCAGUACGAGUCCGAGAAGGGCUCCGCGACCGCGAGGACGGCGGAGGCCGACGCGGCGGAGGCGGCGAAGAAGGGCGAGAUGGAAACCGAGCUGCGUCGCCUGCGGGUGCAGGCCGAGCAGUGGCGGAAGGCCGCGGAGACAGCCAUGGCGCUGCUGACCGUUGGCAAGGGCGGGAACGGCAAGGUCGUGGAGCGGAGCGAGUCGUGGGAGGGCGGCAAGUACGCGGGCCUCUGCGAGGAAUUGGACGACGACGCGGCCGCCAGGAAGAACGGCAACGUGCUGAGGAGGAUCAGCGGCAUGUGGAAGAAGUGAGGGCGAUCGGACAGCUAAGAGGCUCGCCGCGGCAACGGUUUUACUGCUCUCUAGGGAGCCCUGGGUUUCUUAACUCUCUCUGCUGUAAUUGUUUAGUUUUGCAGGUUCUUGUGGUGUAAAAAUUAAAUGAAACGUGCUCAUAGCUGUAUUAUACAAGGUGGUACAUGGAGGAACAAUUCGUCUGAGUGCGACAGGGUUGUGGUAGGUUACCAAUGGUUGCAUCCGAAAGUGUUUAGUCAUCAAGAAUUCGAAUUUGAUACUUCUUUUCGUUAAAGAAACGGAAGUUCGAUUGAUUCCUA
Molecule: messenger RNA, 2985 nt
Organism: Zea mays
Lineage: Eukaryota; Viridiplantae; Streptophyta; Magnoliopsida; Poales; Poaceae
Product: interactor of constitutive active ROPs 2, chloroplastic-like
Exons: 3
Coding region: 1142-2686 (514 amino acids)
Source: RefSeq, a predicted model, not a curated record